Molecule: messenger RNA, 3268 nt
Organism: Physella acuta
Lineage: Eukaryota; Metazoa; Mollusca; Gastropoda; Physidae
Product: clathrin heavy chain 2
Biological process (GO): intracellular protein transport; receptor-mediated endocytosis
Cellular component (GO): clathrin complex; clathrin coat of trans-Golgi network vesicle; clathrin coat of coated pit
Molecular function (GO): clathrin light chain binding; structural molecule activity
Source: RefSeq, a predicted model, not a curated record
AGUGUGUAAUAGAUCUAGUAAGACUAAGACAAGAAGACGAAGAAGUAGUAGAAGUAGAAGUAAUGUGUUAUUGUGUAGGGCUGUUGUUACUGGUUAGUUAGUUGUGUUAAGUGUACUGACACUGUUAAGUAAGAAGACCUAAAGUAAAAGUUAAGUUAAAUUUAAAAUUAACUGUUAAAGUAAUCAAUAAUUAAAAGUAAGAAGAAGUGACGUAAGCUAAAAGUCGGCUAAGAUUUAGGUUAGACUGGCUAAGAUUAGUUAGAGGAGUAGAUCUAGAUCUAGGGAUUCUAGGCCCUAAAUAAAAAAGAAGUAGAAUCAAACUUAAUCAAUAAGGCCUAAUCUAAUAAGGCUAAGGCCUUAAGUCAAUCUUAAACUUUCUCUCAAACACUAACUUUAACAUUUAAACUAUUUAAACUUUUUAAACUUAGAUCUAGAAUCUAGGUUUAAAUAAACUAGACUUACUUAAUAUAUAAUUAAGGCGCCUAAAAAUAGUAGUACUAAGUAGUAGAUCUAGAUCUAGUAGUAGUCUAUGAUAGUUGACAAUAAGAAUGAUUAAGUAAAAGUAGCACAUUUACGACAGUAGGCUAGAUCUAUAUUCAAUAUUGAACAUUGAAAAGGAGCUAAAUUAUUUUUUUUAAUUUUUUUCGGUGUUGAUACAGAUCUAACAAUAAAAACUAAAACUCAAUAUUUUAUCUCUCUCUGCUGCUGUAGCACUGGACUGAUGUAAAACUCAAAGCAUGGAAGGUCCACCUUUAGAGUUAGUGUGUUCAUCUGUUGGUUCUGAUGAUUCUGGUAGAGGGCCUCCUAUCACUAUCAAUGAACUUGUACAGCUUGCCCAUAUUGGAAUCCCUAUUGACCAGGUCACCUGGUCUAGAGUGACCAUGACCUCAGAUAAAUGGAUUGCAGUUCGUCAUGAUAGUCGUUCAGACUUUUCAGCCAAAAGAGCAGUGGUGACCGUGUUAAGUCCAAUAGAAGGCACAAUAUCCUAUGCAGGCUCUACUAGUGCUGACUCAGUGCUGAUGAACCCUGUCUAUCCCAGGAUUGCUUUAAAAGCUGGUCUAAGAUUUGAAGUUUUUAACUUGGACACAAAAGAGCUGGUCAACAAAGUCAAGUUUCAUGAGCCUGUGAUCUUCUGGACAUGGUUAACAGCUGAUGUCAUCGCCAUGGUAACAGACUCUGCUGUGUACCAUUGGAGUAUCAAUGAAAGAGAAGCUGCCACAACCCCAGAGCAGAUUUUUGUCCGCCACAACAGACUGGCAUUUACAGAAAUUGUUGGCUACAAAGGUGACCCAAGUCUUAGGUGGCUGGCCCUAACAGGACUUACACCUGAGAUUAUUUUUUCAACAAAACCUUCUACUAAAAGAGAUGAAAGAAUAUCAGGAGUGACCCAGCUGUACAACAGAGAUGAGGACAUCACCCAGUGUAUCACCGCCCACGCCGUCUGCUUCUCUACCUAUCACUUUCCUGGCAACCCCUACCCCUCUACUGUCAUGUGUGUCAGCUCUAGAGAGGCUCAGGAUCAUGGGAAGGUGCAUGUUAUUGAGCUUGGGCCCUACAAAACUGGCAACUUCGCCCCGAGAAAUUCUUAUGAUCACCUUCAUUUCUUGGAUGACCUUGAGCGCUAUGACUUCCCCAUUUCUUUGCAGAUAUCUGUUGACUAUGGGCUUUUGUUUGUUGUGACCAAGUACGGCUACCUGUACAUGUGUGACAUGGAGACGGCCAUGUGUCUGUGCUGCACACGUGUGGCUGUAGAUGUCAUCUUUGCUGCUGCGCUCAACACAAACUCACAGGGUAUUCUGGCCAUCACACGGGGAGGACAGGUGAUCACAGUGGACCUAAAGAAGGAUGGAUUCAUUUCUUUCUUAAGAGAGCAAGUCAAGACAGCCUACAGGGCUAACCGGUUUGAAAAAGUUAUCUGCCCUUGAUGGCCUCCAGCUUUAAGCCCUAUCAGUAUUAGCAGGGUUGUCUAUAUCCCUAUAUCUCCCAUCUUGUUUAUUGGCUUCUGCUAUAUAGUUGUGUACAGCAGUAAACAUCUAAUCUUGUAUCGUCUAGUGAAAGAUUUGGAAGUUACCUUUUAGAUUAAGUCAGGAAAAAUUUGAAAACCCCUUUAGUUUACUCUAUCAAGCUAUAUUUUAUAAUAUAGUCAUCUUUAGCUACUUAAAUGAAAUGAGUCCAGUUGUUUUAAUGCACCCCUUUUUACACUAACUUGUCUUACAUAUUUACUCCCCAUGUACUGGACAACUUUUUUGGUCACAUGAUGUACAUAAAACCUGUCUUUCAGAGACUUCCUAUAUUUGUACCAUAAUGUUUUGGUCCCACCAUCGACAUCAAUGCACUGAGCUAUUUUAUUUAUCAUUUUACACAUUUUUCUUUAAAGAAAUGUUGGUACUGAAUUGAUUAUAAUUAUACAUCAAAUUUAUCUUUUAUUUAAGCACAAAUUUACCAGGAUAUCUAUACUGUUACAGUGAUAUAAAAUUUAAAAGGUCCUUGUAAAAGUUGUGAUACUUAUUUAUAUCAAGUUAAAGAUCUUGAGCAAUGUUUAUUGUGGUCCCCAUGUUUCAAGUAUGGCCCUCUGACUUUUGUACAGCUGUGAUUGUAUGUGACAGCCAGUUAAGAAAAUUUUCAAAACUCUUUUACCGAUUAAAAGCUGAAAUAUUGAGACCAAUUUCAUUUUAUGUAAUUUCUUUAUAAAGAAAAUUAUUUAAGUUCUGAGAUUUACUUUUAAUGAAUAUUUUAUCACACAUUUUAAAAUUUUGAUGUUCUAAUUUAGGUUUUAAAUUAUCUAAUUACAAAAAUUACAUGUUAUUUAUUGUUGGCUGUUAAUUAGGUGAUACUUUUUAACUAGCUACAAAGCUGCCAUCUUGAUUAAAAAAUAUGAUUUGGAAAAAAAAAUAGCUGAAACAAAAUAUGUAAAUAAGAAUCUCUUUGAUGUAGACCUAUGUAUUGGUGCUAUAUGCUUUCUCUUUUGAUGUCAUUACCAGCAUUUGCAUGUUUAAAACAGUUAACUGUUGAUGGUAUACUUAUGCAUGACUGUUGUAGCUAAGUAGUUGAAGUAGAUUUGAUGUUGUGUUCAUUUAAAGAUUUUUUUUGGUUGCUGCUGUGAUAAUCUUGAAUUUAUUGGUCUUUUUUUUUUUCAGGUGCAAUAUUUGUAGCAUAAAACUGAGUUAUGUAACCUCAUUUUAAAUUGUUAUUUAAGAAGGGUAGGGGGGUAUAAAUGAACAUUUCUUGUCUGUUAGACAUUUUGUGUUUCAAUAAAAAGUGAAGAUUU